AUGCUGCAGCCUCAUCUGGAAAAAUACCUUCCGAGCUUGAUAUACGAUCAGAUCGAUGUGGCCAUUCAUGGAUGGGAGUUUCGCCGGAAGAGAUGGUAUCAUGAUCGUCUUGGGGCUAUUUUCGCCGUUGCAAGUCCGGAUGAAUUCACGAUAUGGUGCGCAGAUCCGGCUAUUGGCACCACAAUUUUGCAAAAUAGGAACGAAUUCCAACAAGCCCCUAUCGUGAGUAGUAUCUUGGGGUUCCUGGGGUCCAAUGUCUUCAUGACAAAUGGCGAUGAAUGUCACAAACUACAAUUCAGGAAGCGACAUCGCAGAAUGUUCAAUAAAAACCUAGACGAGCGAAUCAGCGGAGUGGUAUGGACCGAAACACUUCAGCAAGCUCAAUCCAUGAUCAACUAUCUCAUGGAACACCCAGGAAAUGAAACUCUAGAGGGCCUCCGCAGUAUAGCAAUAAACGUUAUCGGAAAGGCCGGAUACAACUGGCAACAGCCUUGGUCGCCGAAUAAGUUAGACAUCCCUCCAAAAAGCGCGACCGGAAAAGAAGCCUAUUUUGGAAUGCUAGGUCUAGUGACAACUAUGAUUCUGGAAGCAGCGCUGCUUCCUCGGAAAGUCAUGCAGCUUCCCUUUAUGCCACUCGCGUUACAGAGCAUGGGGUAUCAUCUGGAACGGGCUCCUGGGUAUAUCCAGGAAAUUCUUCGAAACGAAGGAGAGUCAGAUUCCAGCAAGAGACACUCCGAAUCUAAUUUUCUAAGCUUAAUGCUUCAAUUCUCGGAAGAAGAGAACAGUGACCAUGAGACAAAGCCUUCGCUGACACAAGAGGAAAUCAGUGGAAACCUUUUCGUCUUUACUUCCGCUGGAUUUGAAACAACUGCCAAUACCAUGGGAUUUGCCGUAAUACUUCUAGCCCUUUAUCCUGAAUGGCAAGACUGGAUUCAAUAUGAAAUUCACGGUUUAGACAUAUCGGGAUUUAAUUGGACUUACGAAAAUACCUUCCCGAAAUGCAAGCGCACACUGGCUUUGAUGUUCGAAACCUUGCGGCUGUAUACACCAGUGGCACACACCACCCGUGCCAUCUUCAACCCCACAUCGCUUUCUGGGACCGAUGGCCAGAUCUAUAGCCUCACGCCACCCUUGGAUAUUUACGUUGAGCAGUCCAUAAUUCACUUGGAUACGGCAAUUUGGGGCGAUGAUGCCAUGGAUUUCCGACCUUCUCGAUGGAUUGAUGACUCGGGGGAUCUCAUCACGCCUGACAAAGGUACUUUUCUACCUUGGUCGGGAGGACCACGGGUAUGUCCGGGCGUGAGGUUCUCACAGGUGGAGUUUGUCGCGACCAUAGCAACCCUAUUCCGCAAUUCUCGCUGCGCACCGCUCAUUGUCCCCGGGGACAGACCUGAGGACCCCGCGCUUAGAUUAAAGACGGCGAUAGCAAACACCGUGACCAAGUUGACAUUAUCGGUCAAGGAUCCGAAAGAAGUUCAACUAAAAUGGACAGCAUGCGGCAAGGCUGAUUGA
Molecule: messenger RNA, 1512 nt
Organism: Penicillium cosmopolitanum
Lineage: Eukaryota; Fungi; Ascomycota; Eurotiomycetes; Eurotiales; Aspergillaceae
Product: cytochrome P450
Exons: 5
Coding region: 1-1512 (503 amino acids)
Molecular function (GO): oxidoreductase activity, acting on paired donors, with incorporation or reduction of molecular oxygen; monooxygenase activity; heme binding
Source: RefSeq, a predicted model, not a curated record